Messenger RNA from Nematocida major, 399 nucleotides. RefSeq lists its product as uncharacterized. The transcript has a single exon. Lineage: Eukaryota; Fungi; Microsporidia. The coding region runs from base 1 to 399 and encodes 132 amino acids. The record is from RefSeq and is a predicted model, not a curated record.
AUGGAAAACAAUCAGAGAGUAUUUGAUGCAUACACUAACGCUAAAGAAAUGGUAGUCGAUGCUGCAGGCGCUGUGAAGGACAAAAUUCAGGGCGCAGCUGUGUUCGUGCAGGAAAACAGGGAGCCAGCUGUCCAGUACAUCUGCGACACUGCCAGCAAGGCGACAGAGGCCACCAAGCACUAUGCCAGGGAAAUAAACGACAACAUAAUAGCCCCCGGAAUAGCAAAGUCUUCCGAAAUAGCCACCCACAUCUCGAACAAUGCGCCCGCAUACGCAGCCAGCGGAGCCUCUUUCUUCCGAGAAAACACCGUCGAAAUCUUGGCAAGCCUUUCAAUUGCCACUGUCGGAUUUAUCCUCUACUUUAUGCUGAGACUGCUCAAAAAAAACGAGAAUAAAUAA